Molecule: messenger RNA, 997 nt
Organism: Aethina tumida (small hive beetle)
Lineage: Eukaryota; Metazoa; Arthropoda; Insecta; Coleoptera; Nitidulidae
Gene: mRRF1
Product: ribosome-recycling factor, mitochondrial
Exons: 3
Coding region: 34-843 (269 amino acids)
Biological process (GO): translation
Cellular component (GO): mitochondrion
Molecular function (GO): ribosomal large subunit binding
Source: RefSeq, a predicted model, not a curated record
AUGUGGUAAUGUGCAACAACAAUAAGAUAAAAGAUGUUCGGUACAAAAUUAAUGCGGCAUUUGUUAAAAAAUACAUCGAAAUGUUUAAAUAAACCAAGUUUUAUCCAGUUGCCUUCUACGUCACAAAACGUUUUAGUCAGAAAUUUGAACAGUUUCAGUCGUGAAAAAAGUGCACUUCUUUGUGGAAUUAAUGGUUCCACAGCUACAUUUACAAGAAAUUAUGCUAAAGGAAAGGACAAGAAGAAAGAGAAAGGCAAAGGAAAGGUACAAGUGAAUGAACAACAAAUAGGUGAACUGUUGAACAUUGAGACUCUUAAGAAUCAAAUGAGCAAAUCUGUAGACAUUUUAAAAGAUGAAUUUGUCAGACAUUUAUCAUUAAGAUCUACAACUGGUGCGUUUGAGUCAUUGCCAGUAAGUAUAGAUGGCAAACAACAUACCUUGCAGGAAAUUGCUCAGAUUGUCAGGAAGAAUCCCAAAACUAUUAUUGUGAAUAUGGCCACUUUUCCUCAACACAUCAAAGCAGUUUUAAAAGCUAUAGAAAAGUCAGGAAUGAAUUUGAAUCCACAGCAAGAAGGAACCACUUUAUUUAUUCCUAUUCCUCAGGUCACUAGAGAACAUAGGGAAGGACUGGCAAAAAAUGCAAAAACACUCUUUAUUAAAUGCAGAGAUUCAGUUAGAGAUGUUCAAACCAAAUAUGUGAAACAAUUGAAGAAAAAGGAUGGAGUUUCACAAGAUGUUGCUAGGAGUGUUGAACAACAAAUUAUAACUAUUGCUGAUGGUUAUAUUAAACAAGGUGAAUCUUUAUUGGAUAGUAAACUGAAAGAACUAAUUGGGAAGGACUAAUUUGUCUUAAGCUGUAUAAUAUUUAGCAUUUUAUGUUUAAUUUAUGUAUAAAUUGAUUGAAAUAAAAAAUUGAAUUAUAUAAGCAAAUAUUUAUUAAAGUAACGACAUAAAUUGGAUUGACAAAACCUUAAGAAUACUUCGCCGUGGCUGCCUC